GAAGAUACUUAUUUUAAUUGGUUCGGCAACAACGUUCAAUUUGUGUACUCACUAUUCCCACAGGGAUCAGCUGCCAACAACAAAAAUAUUUUCUCUUCUCCUCGGGAAAUGUUAUUUUCCUUUAUCCGACUCCGUAUCACUCUCGUGGUUGUUUUCGACAGUGCUGUUCUGCAGCUGAUUGGGUUCACAUCGGAAGAAAAAAGGCCAAACAAAGAGACUUCGUUGUUCAGUGUGAAAAACCACAACAAAGGAUUACUGAAGUUAAACACCGAAAGGGUAGUGUUUUGGAGAAUAUAAUUUUUCAAUUACUCGUUUUUGGUCAGGAGUUUUCUGAACUACGACUGCUACAGGCCUACAUAUUUUUUCUAGCGUAAACAUUUCCUAACGGACAUCAGCUUCGAGAAUGACGGAUAGUUCCGAACGUGCUGAACCUGGGCCGUCGACUACGCCACCAUCAACACCGACGAAACACGAUGAGGAACCCCAAGAGGAAAGCUCGGAAACCAAUCAACAGACGACUGCUUUGGAACCGCAAAAUCCAAGGCUACUAUCGUCGCUGUACAGUUUUCUCGUCAUCGUCAGUAUCUUUCUAGUAGGCUUUGCUGCGUUUCGAAACACGUUGACAUGGCACUUACAACGCUUCUGGGGUGCAUCCGGUGAACUAUGGCAGUCCCAAUGGGAUCGCUUCAUCGAUUUCACGGGUGAAGAUCCUGCCACCCUGUGGGUUCUGAGUACCACGAUCUUCACGAUGUUUGUAUACUGGUUUUUCGGAGGGAUCUACACCAUGUUUGAUGUGACCUGCAAACCGGCUUGUAUUCGACGGUACAAAAUGCAACCGGGCACAAACGAACCGGUCGAUCGCACCCGCCUGAUGAAGGUUAUCGCUACGGUUCUGAUGAAUCAAACCGUCGUCGGUAUUCCGAUGGCCGUGGUGAUGUACCAGGCAAUGCGCCUACGAGGUCUGAAUGAUCUGCGAGAGCUGCCUACAUUCCACUGGGUUCUGGCUGAAUUGGCUUUCUGUAUCUUCAUCGAGGAGAUUGGGUUUUACUACGCACACCGGCUGUUGCACAAUCGACAUAUCUACAAGUUCAUCCACAAGCAGCAUCACGAGUGGACCGCUCCGAUUGCCAUCACCGCCAUCUACUGUCAUCCGAUUGAGCACGUGUUUAGCAAUCUGGUGCCACCGUUUUUGGGCAUCUUCAUGCUCGGUAGCCACGUGGCCGUUGCUUGGUUGUGGUUUACUCUUGUCAUUCUGUCGACGUUGAAUGCCCACUCCGGGUACCAUUUGCCGUUUUUCCCCAGUCCGGAGGCGCACGAUUUUCAUCAUUUGAAAUUCAACCAAUGUUUCGGAAUCCUCGGUGUGCUGGAUCGCCUGCACGGAACCGAUACUUUGUUCCGCAAUACCAAAGCCUACGCCCGGCACAUCAUGAUGUUAAGCUUUAUGCCAGCACGGGAAGCAUUCCCAGAACCGGCAAAGAAGGCCUUCUAAAGCUACAAACCAAUGGACCGCGUCGCCGGCCCUACGAUGAUGAAAGACCUACCCUAAAUAAAACAGAAUACUACAGUCAAAUCAGUCAUUACAACAAAGCAGUUUAUCUCUAAUUGGUCGUUUUUUGAACAAAAAAAAUAAAGUAAAA
Molecule: messenger RNA, 1637 nt
Organism: Malaya genurostris
Lineage: Eukaryota; Metazoa; Arthropoda; Insecta; Diptera; Culicidae
Product: fatty acid hydroxylase domain-containing protein 2
Exons: 5
Coding region: 404-1489 (361 amino acids)
Biological process (GO): sterol biosynthetic process
Molecular function (GO): C-4 methylsterol oxidase activity; iron ion binding
Source: RefSeq, a predicted model, not a curated record